Hemibagrus wyckioides is the source of this 3576-nucleotide messenger RNA. Its product is annotated as AP-2 complex subunit alpha-2. The transcript has 22 exons. The record is from RefSeq and is a predicted model, not a curated record. Gene Ontology annotation, biological process: clathrin-dependent endocytosis; intracellular protein transport. The coding region runs from base 143 to 2968 and encodes 941 amino acids. Gene Ontology annotation, molecular function: clathrin-cargo adaptor activity. Gene Ontology annotation, cellular component: membrane coat; AP-2 adaptor complex. NCBI's taxonomy places the organism in Eukaryota, Metazoa, Chordata, Actinopteri, Siluriformes, Bagridae.
GAGGCUGCGCGAGCAACAGGAUCUCUGCAGGACACCGGAAAUGUAGUAGAAGAAGAACCUAGCCAAACCCCAGCUAACCUAACCUAGCCUAACUGUCCUGCUUGUUUUGGAAAACAGACUUUUGAGGACAAUAUUAAGAAACAUGCCGGCGGUUUCUAAAGGAGACGGGAUGCGCGGGCUCGCCGUUUUCAUCUCCGACAUCCGGAACUGUAAAAGUAAGGAAGCCGAGAUCAAGAGAAUAAACAAAGAGUUGGCCAACAUCCGCUCCAAAUUUAAAGGAGAUAAAGCUCUGGAUGGUUACAGUAAGAAGAAAUAUGUGUGUAAGCUGCUGUUUAUUUUCCUCUUGGGCCAUGACAUCGACUUCGGCCACAUGGAGGCAGUGAACCUUCUCAGCUCCAACAAAUACACUGAGAAGCAGAUAGGCUACCUGUUUAUCUCAGUGCUGGUGAACAGCAACAGCGAUCUGAUCCGCCUCAUCAACAACGCCAUAAAGAAUGACCUGAGCAGCAGGAACCCCACCUUCAUGAACCUGGCACUGCACUGCAUUGCCAAUGUGGGCAGCCGAGAGAUGGCCGAGGCGUUUGCUUCAGAGGUGCCACGCAUCCUGGUGGCAGGAGACACAAUGGACAGCGUGAAGCAGAGUGCAGCUCUGUGUUUGUUGCGGCUCAACCGGACGUCCCCCGAUCUUGUCCCCAUGGGCGAAUGGACGUCACGUGUUGUGCACCUUCUCAAUGAUCAACACUUGGGAGUGGUGACGGCAGCGACAAGUCUCAUCAUCACUCUGGCUCAGAAGAACCCAGACGACUUUAAGACCGCCGUGUCUCUGGCUGUGGCCAGACUCAGCAGGAUCGUCACGUCAGCAUCCACAGACCUGCAGGACUAUACAUAUUAUUUUGUUGCAGCUCCGUGGCUGUCAGUCAAACUGCUCCGCCUGCUGCAGUGUUAUCCACCACCAGAGGAUGCAGCGAUCCGUGGACGCCUAACCGAGUGCCUGGAGACGAUUCUGAACAAAGCACAAGAGCCUCCUAAAUCCAAGAAGGUGCAGCACUCCAACGCCAAGAAUGCAGUCCUGUUUGAGGCCAUCAGUCUCAUCAUCCACCACGACAGUGAGCCGACCCUGCUGGUGCGAGCUUGUAAUCAGUUGGGUCAGUUUCUUCAGCACAGGGAGACGAACCUGCGCUAUCUGGCCCUGGAGAGCAUGUGCACUUUGGCGAGUUCGGAGUUUUCCCACGAGGCUGUAAAAACCCACAUUGACACUGUGAUUAAUGCACUAAAGACUGAGCGUGAUGUGAGUGUGAGGCAGCGUGCUGUGGACCUUCUCUAUGCCAUGUGCGACCGUAGCAACGCCAAACAGAUUGUCGCCGAGAUGCUGAGCUACCUGGAGACAGCUGAUUACUCAAUCAGAGAAGAGAUCGUUCUGAAAGUGGCAAUCCUGGCAGAAAAGUAUGCAGUGGACUACACAUGGUAUGUAGACACCAUCCUGAACCUCAUCCGCAUCGCUGGGGAUUACGUAAGUGAGGAAGUAUGGUACCGAGUCAUUCAGAUCGUCAUCAACCGAGAUGAUGUGCAGGGAUACGCUGCCAAAACUGUGUUUGAGGCCCUACAGGCUCCAGCCUGCCAUGAAAACCUGGUAAAAGUGGGCGGUUACAUUCUGGGUGAGUUUGGAAAUCUUAUUGCCGGAGACCCGCGCUCAAGUCCACUUAUUCAGUUUAACCUCCUCCACUCCAAGUUCCACUUGUGUUCGGUUCCCACUCGGGCUCUGCUGCUUUCGGCUUACGUCAAAUUCAUCAACCUUUUCCCCGAGGUGAAGGGCACCAUACAGGAGGUGCUUCGUUCAGACAGUCAGCUGCGUAACGCCGAUGUGGAGCUGCAGCAACGUGCCGUCGAAUACCUGCGCCUCAGCUGCAUCGCCAGCACCGAUAUACUGGCCACAGUGUUGGAGGAGAUGCCACCUUUCCCUGAACGAGAAUCCUCUAUCUUGGCUAAGCUGAAGAAGAAGAAGGGAUCUGGAACGGUUCCUGAGGUGGAUGAAAACCGAAAGGAGCGCAACGUUAACGGGAACACCGAUCACACCGCGGCUAGCACGAACGCAAAGGUGAACUCGUCCUCUCCUCCCUCUGACCUCGUGAGUUUGGGAAACAGCACAAGUCUGAACUCUGCCAGUCCUCCAGUGGCGUCCAGCACGGGCAGCUUGCUGGUGGACGUGUUCUCUGAAAACCAGGCAGCCAGUUUCAGUGCCUCCACACCCAUCAUCGAGGAAAACCUGUCAAGGUUUGUCUGUAAGAAUAACGGUGUCCUGUAUGAGAACCAGCUGCUGCAGAUUGGCCUAAAGUCUGAAUUCAGACAGAACUUGGGCCGCAUGUACGUGUUCUACGGAAACAAAACCACAACGCAGUUUGUGAAUUUCUCCACCUCUGUGGUGUGCCACGAUGCCCUGAGUAAUCAGCUGAAUGUUCACACAAAAGCAAUUGAUCCUGUAAUAGACGGAGGAGCUCAGCUUCAGCAGGUUCUCAACAUCGAGUGCUUGUCCGACUUUGUAGAUGCCCCAGUGCUCAGUAUCCAUUUCAGGUAUGGAGGCAGCAUGCAGAACAUCUCUGUGAGACUUCCCAUCACUCUAAACAAGUUCUUCCAGCCCACGGAAAUGACAUCUCAAGAGUUCUUUCAGCGCUGGAAGCAGCUUGGCGCUCCUCAGCAGGAGGUGCAAAAGAUCUUCAAGGCUAAGCAUUCUAUGGAUACAGAGAUCACCAAGGCUAAGAUUAUUGGGUUUGGAACAGCGCUGCUAGAUGGAGUAGACCCGAAUCCUUCUAAUUUUGUUGGUGCUGGUGUUAUACACACAAAGACGAUACAAGUUGGCUGCCUUCUGAGAUUAGAACCUAACACACAAGCACAGAUGUACCGGCUCACCCUGAGGACUAGUCGAGACACCGUGUCUCAGCGGCUGUGUGAGCUGCUCUCAGAACAGUUCUGAUUGCUGCUGUAUCCCAUCAGGCCUUGCUGGCUGAUGAGGACGAUCCCUCAUUUCGUCUCUGUGUGAGCGUAUAAACACUCUGGCGCUUCCCUGACGCUCUGAUGUAGCUCACUUCACAUCUAUCCUUAUAUACUUCGAUAUUAACUCUGUGUACAGUGUAAAUGUCUCAAUGAAACUUUUAUUUUUUACUUCCACAUACAAGUGACCUUUUAUCCCUUUACAUUUAGCUCAACUAAUCCCUGUCUGCUUAAUUAGGCCUUCAGAUAUAUAUACCAGUUUUUUUUUUUGUUUCCUACCAUUUUGUUAGACAACAAAUGCAGACAGAACAAUGUGUAUUAAAGAGGAAGUGAAUAACAGAACUCUGAAUCGAAUCGAGUCGCUGAAACAAGUGCCUUGGACUCGUACAGCCGGAAUUCCGAGUCCUGCGGGAGGUUCUGGAGAGGAAAAGAUUUCAGUAUUUUGUCGAUCUCGCAUAUAUAUAGAAUAAAUCAGUUCUCAGGGGACGACCAUGUAAUUCUUCUGCUUCUGAAGCUUUAUGAUCUGCAAACAGAAAUCAGUAGCCAGUGCUUUAAAAGUGAUGAAUUGGAAAAAGUGCUCUUUUUUUUUUU